AACGGGAGAUGUUGAAGCAGGAAGCACUGAGAUUCCGCGCCAUGUGGGACGCUGAGAUCAAGAAGGAAGAAGAUGCCGAACGUCAACGCACCGAGCAGCGUCUAGAAACGGCCAGGGAGCGCAAGAAGAUGAUCGAGGAACGGCAAGAAGUCGUGGCCAGGCAGAAGGCUGAGGCCCAGCUCAUCAAUGACACGUGGGACUCGCUGGCCGGCCAGGGACGACAGGCGGAGAGGGACAAGGAAGAACUGAGAAGGAGGAAGGAGAGAGACCUAGACGCCUGCAACAAAAAGAUGGCAGAGCUCCGCGAAGAGAUGAUUCGUUUAGAAUCAGCUGACGACGCGCUGUUCGAGGAGGAAGCCUGGAGAAGACAGGAGAAGUUGGAUACGAAGCGAUGCGAGUAUCUGGCGUGGGCGCAGAAGACUAACCGGGAUGUCCGCAAAGCGAUGAUAGACCAGAUCAAAGACCGGGAGAACGCUCGUGAAGUUCUGAAACAGAAGUUGGCCGAACAGGACGAGUACCACAGACAACUGUUCAGUCAACUCCAAGAGUUGGCUGCCCACAAGGAUGUGACGGACGCCCAGACUCGGAAACAACACCAGAGGAACUUGCUGGAUCAGAUUGAAUACAAUAAGAUGUUGAAGGUAAGUCUUACUUAGCCGAGGACGAGUACCAUAGACAACUGUUCAGCCAACUCCAAGAGUUGGCCGCCCACAAGGAUGUGACGGAUGCCCAGACUCGGAAACAACACCAGAGGAACUUGCUGGAUCAGAUUGAAUACAAUAAGAUGUUGAAGGAAAAGGCCAGGCAAGAGGAACUGGACCAAAUAAAGAAAUGCCAGAUCGCUAGCCAGGAGUAUGAGCAGGAAAUCGCUAGGAUGCUAUGCCGACCAUUCUUCAGCGACGAAGUACAUCCCUUCAUGAAGCAGAUGGCUCAGGGUCUGAAGAUACCGAAGGUCUGUCCCUGCUCUAAGCCCGACUAUUGCAAGAUUUGCAAGUGAACUUUAUUGUGAUUUUGAUAGAGGUGGUAUUUGAAUAAAUUGUUUU
This is a messenger RNA of Ostrinia nubilalis (European corn borer), 1043 nucleotides long. RefSeq names its product inner centromere protein-like. The transcript is spliced from 6 exons. Lineage: Eukaryota; Metazoa; Arthropoda; Insecta; Lepidoptera; Crambidae. Bases 9 to 656 code for a protein of 215 amino acids. The record is from RefSeq and is a predicted model, not a curated record.